AAACGUCAUAACAUUCAUUUUUUAAAGAUAAACCGAAAUUGGUAGCAGCGAGAUGGGAGUCUUAAAUGUAAUCAACCUACUGUUCAGUCUGCUGUUUGCAUGUUUCUAUGUCGUAUCUAUGCAGGAUCUCGAAGCGCCUACGUUCAACAGAUCGUGUACAAGUUCCGACGAUUGUCUUGGAUCGGAAAUGUGUAUGUUUGACUUUUGCAACCAGUCUAAAUGUGCUUGCAACAUAGAUCACUUUUACAAUGGACAAUCGUGUGAAUUAAAGAAAAGGUUUGAGGACGAAGAAUGUGAAUACUGUAACCAAUGCUCCACGUGGUUGUCAGUGUGUGACACGACACGGGAUAAACCAGUUUGCACGUGCCGACAAGGUCAUUUCUAUGAUGAAGCUACAGACAGUUGUACAAAUAUUGAAAUAUGUCCAAAAGACGAGACUUUCAUCUUCUCUAGGGAGGAUAACGUAUGUUACAGUGUUAAUCUAACCUGUACAGACUGCACAAACUGGCAGGAUGCUUGCACCGAGAAUGAUUCUAUUCCUCUACAUUUUGUUGGAAAUAUGCGAGAGCAUUUCAUCAACAGGCUUUGGUCAUUUGGCUUCUACUCGUACACAAAUGCUUCAGAAGCUAACUUAAAUGAUGAAGAAGCUGUUAUUGUUCUUUCCAAUACGUUUGACUUUACAAGUCCUACCGAUGUCACACCAGUCUGGUACUGGCCAAACGGAGACAAACUAGAUUUGGACAUAGACGACUCUGAAUGGUCAGUGUCAAGUUAUAACACAACGGAUACUGGAUGUCUGUACAUGCGAUAUGAUGGCUGUCAAUCAGUAUUUAAGGCAUCAAGACAAUGCACCUUUAAGAAAUCUUAUCGCGGGUGCCUCAUACAGUUACCUAAUGCGUAUUGCUAUGAGGACGUGGACGAGCGAAAUACUACAUGGGAAUAUACUGAAGGUGGAUCAAUCUUGACAAAAUCAUGCCCUAUCGGAUAUGCAGGUACCGUGACGCGCGAAUGUACCAGGUCUGGUGAAUUUAAGAAGCCAUACUAUAAUUGCACAUUAGCUCUGUUAAAGGACGUCACUGAUCUGCUCGAGAAUGGAAACGUAAGCGCCCAAGACGCUUUAGCGCAAGUCAGUUCUAAAGUUACACAAGUUGAAGAUCUAUAUAUUGGUGACCUACUUCAAGUCCAAAAUAUUCUUGAGAAAGUUGUUGAUCUUUCUGAAAACGUCACAAUAUCUGAAAAUUCAACAAAUGAUUUUCUUGAAACAGCAAGCUUUAUUCUUGAUCAUGAAAAGAAUGGAAAGGAAUGGGAAAGCCGAGUUGAAAACGAAGACAAAGGCGCCGAAGGUAUUUUAACGAGUGUUGAGAACUUUGCUCAGCGGGUGGCAGAGUCAUUGGUGAGGAGCAGCACAUCGUCACUGACAGUAGCAAAACCAAAUAUAGUGUUACAAUACGCUGCUGUUGACACAAACAAGACUGACUCGGAAGGUAUAUCAUUCCCAACGAACCUUCAAGAUUCGCCUGAAUGGAAUGACACAACCACAUCUUCUUUGUAUUUGAACUUGGCCUCAUUUUUAGACCAGGGAGUAGAGGCUUUCACGUGUCUUCUGUACAGAAAUUUGUCAAAAUCGGUUCCACGAACACUUCAAGGCCAAUCAGAUACAACAAGGAUCGAAAUCAACUCUCAAGUAGUGUCUUUCCAAUUACUGCCAGAGGCUCCUAAAAUUUUGGAUCCCGAACUCGAACUGGAGUUCCAAGGCUUCAAGGAUACGAGUUCCAGUGAACAACAUUGUGCAUACUGGACGACGGAUGUAUUUGGUAACGGAUUUUGGUCCACUGAUGGGUGUCGAAAGGUUUCUGGAAACAGCAAAGUAGUCAAGUGUAAAUGCAAUCAUCUGACGAACUUCGCCAUGCUUAUAAGUCCUUACAGGCCAUCUGAAAGAGAUGAAAAUAUACUUGGUAUCAUGUCCAUUGUUGGAUGCUCUAUCUCAGGACUUUUCAUCUUGAUCACACUUGUUGUCCAUCUUGCAUAUUGGAGGUUAAUGAAAAGUGACAAGACAAUAUUGGUUGUUUGUCUGUGUGUUGCAUUCAUUGUCAGUUAUAUCCUGUUUCUUGGAGGAGUUACACAGACAUCAAAUGAGACGGCUUGUACGGCAGUUGCUGUAGCUCUACAUUAUGUGUUUCUGGUACUAUUUUUUCUCAUGCUGGCCGAGGGAAUCACUGUAUUUAUCACAGUUACCUUCCCUUUCCACAAAAAGUCACAUUUAAUAGAACUUCUUAUUGCCGCUUUUGUUAUCCCAUUGGUUAUCACUGGAACGACUGCUGGAGUAUCAAAGCUUGAAGGAUAUGGAAAUAAAAACAACUGUUGGCUGAAACCAGACACAUGGCUUUUCUGGACGUUCGCUGGACCAGCCUGUGCCGUUAUACUGGCAAAUUAUAUUACUAUCGGAUUAUUUUUCCGGAGACUCUUUGGAACAAAAGCAUCACAUGUAAAAACCCUAAAGGAAAAGGCCAAAAUGACAGCAGUAGCUAUCGGUGUAUUAACACCUGUUAUGGGUCUUACAUGGGUGUUUGGUAUUUUCUCUGUAAACGAAGAAACGAUUUGGUUACAGUAUGUGUUUUGUGUGUUAACUAGCUUUCAGGGCAUUCUGAUUUUUCUGUUCCAUUGUGUUGGUAAUAAACAGCUACGUAAAGUUAUGAAGAUAAAUAAAGAGCGAAAACGUACGAUGGAAGAAUUUAGUUCUGAACUUAAGGAAAAGAUAAAGCAUAGAUUUGGCCAUCUUAAUACCACAUCUGAUGAAAGCAAUUUGUCAACAACAAGAGAUAAUUGCAGCACUGACGGUAAAGACGGUGUAGUUAAUGACAAUGAAAGCAGACAGGCUAAAGAUGAACCUCAUUACCCAACUCUCGAAACGGGAAGGAAUGGAAGUAUUACUGUGGAGAACUCUAAUAAUCCCGAACUUGUGGAAAAUAUGAAGCAAGAAGUAGCUGACCAACUUAAUGACCCAACUGCAGACAGCAACUUCCUUACUGCAAAUGCUGCUUUGGACACCAAUGAUACGAAAUGCAACCAGGAAGCCCGUGAAACCGUUUCCCCACAUCUGGAAGAUGCUGGUGACGAUGAUGAUAUAACAAGAAUUCAGGAAGAUCAGCCAAUAGGAUGUAUCAAUCCAAAUUUUGAUACAAAUUCCUCAUUAAAAGAAGAUAAGAAAGUCAAGUUUAAUGAAAGUUCAACCGAUCAGCAGUCGGCUUCUGCGGACAUUACCAGUACGAAAUGCAACCAGGAAGCCCGUGAAACCGUUUCCCCACAUCUGAAAGAUGCUGGUGACGAUGAUAAUAUAACAAGAAUUCAGGAAGAUCAGCUCACAGAAUCAGCUGAUUAUGAUAACAGUAUAGAUAAACGUGACACCACAAAAAGCGAUGCUGAUGUUGUUAAGGAAGCUGAACUUGCUCGAAAACCAAAUGAUAAUGGUCAAGAUAUUAUGCGCAGUGAUCUUGACAACGCAGAAAGUGAUAUAAAUGGUGUUGAUCAAACUGCGAUUUCGCGAAACUCGAAAAGCCAAGAUAUGAUGCGCAAUAAAUGUGAAAACACCGAAAGCGAAACUGACGAUGUUAAUAGAGCUGAACUUUGAUGCAAUUCAGAUGACGGCAUUCCAUUGGCUUUACAUGAUAAAGAAACAAUUCCAAUGGGAUGUAUCAAUCCAAAUUUUUAUACAAAUUUCUAAUCAAAAGAAGAUAAGAACAUCAGGUUUAAUGAAAGUUCAACCGAUCAGCAAUCGGCUUCUGCGGACAUUACCAGUACUUCUUCAAACGUGGUUAGUUAUGCUCGCAAUAAACACGGCAGUUUAAUCACUGAACAACAUCCCGACAAGGAAUCGAACAAGACCGACGGCACAAUCAUCACAACGAUACAGAAAGAGGAAGUGGAAUCUGGCUGCAUCGUUAAAAUGUAAGGGCUAUGUAUGAACAUGAAAACACUUGAGUUUCCUUAAAACAAAACUGUUAUGCAACAUAGAUUCAUAUUGAUCGUCCUGAAACAUAACCGGAAUGUCCAAUGACAGUCCUAUUAAUACAAUUCGUUGUAACGUACAAUGGUCCAUGUCUUGAGUUUUAGACUUUGAAACAUAGCCAUCAGACUGCAGAGACUGAUGUGGGGCUUCUGCACUGUUUUAGUGCGUCAACAGUGUUUCCGGAUUUGCAGUAAAAAUAUGUUUCUGAUACAUUCGUUAACCUGUUUAAUUGUGUACAUAUUCGUUUCUCAUACUAUCAAUUAAAAUUAUCUUUAUAUUUUUUCCAGAAAACGUUCUUCAGUGUAUAAAUGAAAAUUGUAUUGAAAGCGGCUCAUUUGUUUAAAAGAAACAUUCAUGUGUUAUCAUUGUUGUAGGUAGUUUUCAUUAAACUGUUUACUAUAAUUUCAAAUAUAGAGAUUUUGUCAGUUAAUGGUGUUGAUAAUCUACAUCACGCUGAAUAUAUAACUAACCUUUGUCAAUCUCAUCACAAUAUCCAUUGCAUUAUGGCCAAGAGCACCAGACAAUGUUAUUGAAGAAGAAUAGAUAUCGUACGUGAAAAUAUUUAGCUGCCUUUUUUGGACCAACCAUGUUUAAAUUAAGUUCGCCGCACUAUCGGCCAAAUCAUAUUCUUUCAAAGAGUUUUUGACCUCAUCUUUUAAGAUUCUAAAGCACAAGUUUAUGUGUGACAUUGCUUUACUGUUGGGGUAGUAAAAAUAUCUGACUGGCUCACGAAUUAUGCAUAAACGAAACAGGACAGAGACCCCUGAAGUCGAAUGAAGUCGUAUGAAAAGUCCAGCUACUUUUUAAAGAGAUGCUCGAUUUGCGAUGUAUAGGUAUCAAUAAGAUACAAAUAAAGUAUAUAAUAAAGGCCACAGUCAUUGUGUUAAGUAUACUUAUUAUAUUGAUGUUUAAUAGGAAAAUAAAAUUGCAUUAUAUUGUACAGAUAUACGUUCGUGAAUAAUUUGACAUUUAUA
Messenger RNA from Mercenaria mercenaria, 4980 nucleotides. Its product is annotated as adhesion G protein-coupled receptor E1-like. The coding region runs from base 53 to 3628 and encodes 1191 amino acids. Gene Ontology annotation, cellular component: membrane. Gene Ontology annotation, molecular function: G protein-coupled receptor activity. Gene Ontology annotation, biological process: negative regulation of angiogenesis; cell surface receptor signaling pathway; adenylate cyclase-activating G protein-coupled receptor signaling pathway. The transcript is spliced from 26 exons. The record is from RefSeq and is a predicted model, not a curated record. Lineage: Eukaryota; Metazoa; Mollusca; Bivalvia; Venerida; Veneridae.